AUGGUGGCAAGUUGCAAACAUGAGAUUAUGGUUAAAGAAGUAAAAUGGGAGAAACCUCAUCAACCAUUCCUCAAGCUCAAAACAGAUGGGAGUGCCCUCGACAACCCCGGGAAAAUUGGAGGAGGAGGAAUAGUAAGAGAUCACCAAGGAAAUAUGAUAUAUGCAUUUACUAUUCCUUUAGGUAUUGGUACCAACAACCAAGCGGAAAUUCAAGCAGCUAGCCAUGGUCUAGAUUGGUGCAUUCAACAUGGAUAUAGGAAAAUUCACUUGGAAGUUGAUUGGGAAUUGGUCACUCAUUGGCUUUUGAAUCAAACCAACCCUCCAUGGAAUUUACAGCAAUACAUACUGGAAAUCCACAAUCUAGUACAUCAGCUGGAACAGUUCAAGCUUACUCACAUUUAUAGGGAGGCAAACAACACAGCUGAUCGUCUAUCCAAAUAUAGUCACAACACAGAUAUUAUUCAACACUUUUACAUCAAGAACCAACUUCCUAUUCUUGCAAGAUGA
Molecule: messenger RNA, 507 nt
Organism: Solanum pennellii
Lineage: Eukaryota; Viridiplantae; Streptophyta; Magnoliopsida; Solanales; Solanaceae
Product: 14.7 kDa ribonuclease H-like protein
Exons: 1
Coding region: 1-507 (168 amino acids)
Molecular function (GO): nucleic acid binding; RNA-DNA hybrid ribonuclease activity
Source: RefSeq, a predicted model, not a curated record